AUGUCACCCCAUGGGAAGCGGGCCGGCAGCCAAGCGCAGGGGCAGCCGAGGCCGCCGCGGAGCACGCUGCGCGCACCUGACCCGCUAGGCUGUGCGCCGCGGGUCCCUGGCUCCCUUGGAGCUGCGCUCCCGGGGCAGUCUGCGUGCCGGCGGACACCCACUUGCGCACCCCCCCAGGGCGCCCCAGUGCCCCCACCCCCUGUCCCGGCCCACACUUGGGCUGAUCAAGCGCAGAAAGAGGCCGGGCGCGGUGCCCUGCGUUUCCUCCCUCCUCUGCCCCCACUGGAGCAGAGGCGCCCCGUCCCCUCCCCUUGGGCUGCAGCGUUACACAACCGCGGCAGCGGCGCUUGCCCUGCGGCAGCGCGGGGCGUGACACUUCACCUGGCCCGGACUUGGGCCGCAGCGCUCCUGACUGCGAGACCUUCUGCCCCGGCCGGGGGCCGAGACCCCAGAGCGCACCGCGGGUCCCCGGGGGUCGGGGUUGGCCAUCUCCUCCUGCCGGGGACUUCGGCGGCGCAGUGUGUGGUCAGCACCCCGGCAGGAGGGAAAAGAGAGACUUGGAAAAACUGCCCUUCACGCUGA
This is a messenger RNA of Rangifer tarandus platyrhynchus (Svalbard reindeer), 582 nucleotides long. Lineage: Eukaryota; Metazoa; Chordata; Mammalia; Artiodactyla; Cervidae. The record is from the annotation of a GenBank genome assembly.